CGUAUGUUAUCAGCACAUCAUCCCACGUGCUGUGACAAACAGUGAUAUAGGGAUAUAUUUAGCAAUGGUCCUUUUCAAGAAAUGUAGUUUCGUUUUUCAAUUGUUAUCAUAAUGUAUAACAGUCUUUGAUGGACUAAACAACUCAGAGCAUAUCAGUAGAAUAGAAGUCUGAGAUGUAACAAACAGCAGCUAUGAAGUGCCCAAAUGCCGACUGUGGGACGGUGCAAAGUGAGGGGAAAUUCUGCAUCGAAUGUGGAACACAAUUUGAGCCAAGAAAAACAGAGCUUAUAAACUGUACUGGAAAAGAUGGCGAUGGUAAACCAUGCGACGCAGCUAUCAAAUCGAUUCAAAAGUUCUGUUUUAACUGUGGCAGAAAAGUUGACCCAAACGAGUUUAUUAUUGGGAGUUGCCAACAAUGUGGCGCAGAAUGUCCUGUUACCGAGAGGAUGUGCAAGGUGUGCUUAGAAACCGAGUCAACAGGCGAAGGGGACUCUGUAUCGAUAACAAUCACGCACACAGAACCAAACAGUGGCGAUGAUGACAUAUCAGUUAAUAAAAAUUCUGCUAUGGCUCAAAGUAAGGAAACGUCUGAUGCUCAGGAGGAUCAACCUCAAACAUCUUUUUUGGAGAGUAAUCCAGAAGAACAUUUGGAGAAUAAAUCAGAAGAACCCCUGCAAAGUACAACAAGUACGCGUCAUGAUGGACCUGAACCAGAGGUUAUUCAGGUGGAAAAGAGUGAUACCAUUAUAGAAAAUCAGAUACAGAAUGACAUUAGCAAGCUUGUUGCUAUAUCGGACAAUCCUGUAAAGAUUAUUGACGAUAAGGCAGAUGUUCAAGAACAAAAAACAAACUUGAGAGGUUACGGAAAGUAUCCCAUUCUACGAUCAAUCUCGUUAGCAUCGGGUAAUGCUGCACCCUCUUUACAGCCACCAACUUCAGAAAUCAAAGAUGAAAAUUCCUACAAGAUUGAAACUGAAGUAAAUACUGACAGUGUUACUGACUUCGCUUCAGGAAAUGAUGAAAAUACAUCAAAGACAUCACAAAUGGGAACAUUUGAUAAUACCAUGGAUCCUUCCUACCAAUCUUAUGUUUCAAAAAGCAGGAGUGAUAACGACAAUAUUGUACUUGAUCGCGCAGAUGACAAGCAACAGUUAAACUUAGAUGAUGAAACUGCUGCUAGUGUUAUGUCUGAACGAAGUGAGAGUAUUAAUUCGGAUGAUGAUGAGUCUGGUUCGGAUUUUGAUGAGAAUGAGGAACAAGUUAUUGAUAAAAACAGCCAACACGAUACAAAAUCUAUUGUAAAAGGAAAACGAACAAGAAUUAGGAAACACACAAAUAACCCAGCGGGCUCAAAAGCAAAGAGACGACUUAAACAUGAGAAAAAAUCCGAACAAUUGCGUGCUAAACAGGAACAAACACACCACGUUAAGGAAGGAAAAGAUGAUUAUCAACCUAAAGAUUCUACAUCAAAUGACUCUUCACAAAAUAAAACUGUUCCAAAGAAGGUUUUUGGGAUGGAGAAAGACGCUACAUUGGCAGGAAAAACAAGUACUGAUGAUGAUACAGGGGAAGUCCAAACUGAACUAAAAAGUGUCGCUUUGUUGUUCAUUGAAAAUGAGAAAAAACUUACACAGACUUCAACACAUGCUCAUUCAGCAACUCAAAACACAAACAUUGCAAAUGUGAACUAUUCUGUGCAAACCAAGAAAACAACUUCUGGCAGUUCUGAACAAAAAAGUAUGACGGACAAUAAUAAAACUCGGAAGAACCAAUCACAAGAAUGCGUUGAUAUGAAGACUCAACAGCCGACGCUGCCAGCAGAUAACUCGAGGGACAUGGUCACAGUUAUUUUUCACGCUCUGGUUGCUAAGAAGAUGCUGGCAAAUGGAGGGAAAGUGGUUUUGGUAUUUGAUUUAGAUGAAUGGAAGACUAAUACACAGGAAGCUAAUAAAGGAAGAGAAUUUGGAAAGUUUGUUGAAUAUACAUACGUGCGACAGAUUCACAAAAGCAAUUUGACUAAGGGAGUCCAAUACAAAUAUUGUAUUGUUUUGAGUGAAACAAAUGUCGUGUUUGAAGAUUAUUUCAUUCAUAGAACAAUGAAUAAAGCAGAUAACAGAAAAGUCGUUCUGCCAAACGGACAGCAAGUACAAACCUGGCACCAAUAUGAUGGCAUGGUAAUUAAAGCAAACGACAAAGGCCUUUUGAAAAAGUUUUGGGACUUCCUUCGAGACAAAGUGAAGAAAACCUGUGAAAAGCAUCUGAAGCUUUUUGUUAGUGCGUUUGCGCCCCUUUGGUUCAGACCAGAAGCAGAUAUGAACUCGUUAUCAGAAACUUUUCGAGAAUCACUCGAGAGCCUUGAUGCUAUUAUUGGGGGUUUACGGAAGGUUUAUCGGUAUGAUGCGAACUUAUUUGACAAUGAUCAACGUUUUCUCAAACAGAUUGCAGAUGUUCUGUUCGACCCAAUAUUGAAAAGUUUGCAGAAAAACCCUACUCAUGGACAACGGGUUACACACGCAAUGGUUAUAGCAAUCGUCUGUCACAGAUUGCAAGUUGUUUUGUCGCAUGAACAUUGGCAGCUCAUUUGUAGAUGCAUGCAUGUGAAUCCAGAUCCACAUAAAAAGACAUGCCAUGAAUUAUUGGAGUUGAAAACAUCUUUCCAAAAUGAAAAAAUGAUAAAUGGCUUGGUGUACGUUGUUAAAUGUUCAACAAUGUACUACAAGGAUCCUUCUUGGAUGUUUUGCUUGCCACUACUUCAUUUCACAAUGGGUUUGUGUCAACCGUAUGAUCAGCCUGAAGAAAAUUUAGAACAUGCAGCAGGUGUUCCCCAUUGGUGGGGUAUUGUUCCAAUAAAAGACACGGUUCAAGCAUUUUGGAAAAAUGCUAACAAAUGGAUUGUACCACUUGAUACUUUACUGCAGCAGAUGCAUCCUUUAUUUGACAUGGACUUUUAUUUGUCACGAAGUAUCAUAGCCGCAUUGCACCCUACCGAAUUGUUCGAGAUAAUACACGACCCGUAUCCUCAGUUCCCUGUGGAAGUGCUGGCUGCAUCAUUGCUUUACUGGUCCCGUCAUACAAUUAAUCAAUUUUAUUCCGGCUCCAAUUAUUGUUUAGUGGACGUAGCCGAUGACACAGAACAGGCAGUGCUUAAGUGCCUCGAGGGUUUGGUUCAACGGAUUAUUAAGGACGACGUGGGUUCCGAUAUGUCCCUAGCCACGUUGUCGAUGGCUUACAAGAUUUGCAAUGAAGCAGUCGACAGAAUGUAUUCAUCAAACAGGGUUUUAAAAUUUUUACCAUGGGCACAAAUGUUUAUUCACUGCAUAUCCUGGCAUGCACGUAAAAUGGAAUUGCCGGAUCAGAGAGAACUUAAAGUCAACCAGCCGAAUUAUGAAGUGCACGUUAAUGUUGUUGUGGGAAACGUUAUUCAAUGGCUACAAUAUUACAACUCAACUUCCUGGUCCACGAGCAUGCGAACAUAUUUAAACAUUUGGAAUUAUGCAUACUUUGAGCAGUCUACGGGAUUUGGAUUUUUCAAGCAGUGGCACACUCAGUUAGACUCCGCGCUCCAUAGGCAGUUGAUGUAUGAGCUUUCCAAUCAUUCGCAUAUGAAAAGCGAAUUCGUGAAAAUGUACUGUGAAGAAGUUGACAAAUUCAAGAAACCUAUGCAAGAAUGCCUUACUUCCGUGGCAUUCUCGGCCAUCGACGAAGGCUACAAUGUCAAUUAUCAAAAGUGGAAUAGACUUGAAAAAGAACGACUUCGAGACCUGAUGACAACUCUCUUUAAAAAGCACUGGGCGUCGUACAUGGAAGGUUGUCAUGGCGAUCAGCAGUCCUUUCAAGUAUUAAACAUGGCAUUAAACUGGCCUCCUGUCCAACUAUUUCUUCGAAAUAAAGGUGAAGGAAGCGAGAACCAGCUGUUACAUGCGGAUUGCAGAACAGAUCUUGACGUCAUCAUACAGAUAUGCGAAAGUCACUGGGAAUCGCUCUUCGAAGGCCAUGUUGAAAUUGGAAUGCUGAAAAAGAUUGAAACACAAUCUGGUGUAUUUGCUGACACGAUGAAAUUACUGCGACCAAAUGACAAGAAAAUAAAAGAUCUUGUUUUGAAAACAGUUAUAACCCGGAUGAAAGAACUGGAAGCAUUUCAGAGACAGGCAAAAUUGAUGUCUGUUUUGGUUAACCAUUGUAACGGUAUUAGUGUUGACACACAUGCGAUUGACAAAGUUCUUAGGGAAGUGACACAUCUUGAUGGUCAGCCCUUAAACAAGUAUUGCAAACCUGAAGUUGUCACAUCUCAACGCCAUGCAGUUGAACACCACAUCAAUGCACUCAAUGUGCCAAACGUCGUGUUGGACAUUUUGCCAAGAUUGGAAGUGCUUGAACAAAGUUUUGUGUUUGAAAAGAUGUGGCAAUUGGCAUGUAACAAGGAUGGACACAGCUGUUCAACUCUUGAAGAGGUCGUUGCAAUAAUUUGGACACCUGUUGAAAAAAGGUGGAAAGAAUUUGGAGUUAAACUGGAAACAGGAAAUAUCAUGUUUAACGAGUUCAAUUCAAUGUUUAAUCACUUCCGAGAUGACGAAAAACGUCUUGUGUCCGAAAUAACAACCUUUGGAAUUUCAGAGAACAUUGCAUGCAAUCGGAUCCGUCAAGCUCAUGAGCACAUGCAACUGCAGUCCUGUGUCAGUGGCGCUAAAGCGCUUUUAAAAGUUCAGCGCAAGUACAAUCUGCGAGGUGACUUUGAAGCGAUCAAAAACAUAUCUGAACACAUUGAUCACCACUUUAAAAUGAAAGACUUUGACACAAGAUUGAUGGCCACAUUCCAAGUUCUUAAGGGGAUUUCUGAACAGCAAGUCCAAUGUUUGGAAGUGUUUCUUAAGUGUGAAAACCUAAUAUUGUGGCUCAAAGAGUCAAUGAAAGCAGCUGGACAAAAGGAAUUGAAAGUAUUCGUAGACCUUGCUAUGAUGUCGGCUGGGGACGAUCCGAUGAACGAACGAAAAGUGCGAUGUCUGCACUCAGCUGUGCUGGGCUAUUCACCACUUAUUUUUGAGCUGAACGCUAACUCUGACUGUGACUAUAGUGCAUUAAUAGACAAAUGCAAAGUUGUUUGGAAAGAGCUUGAUGCUAAUCCAAAUUUACCUAAACAGUUGGUUGAUACAGACAGAGAACUUCCUUGGCUCAAGGAAAUCAAGAAAGCUCAUGGCUCAGUCGAAGUAACGUCAUUGAUGCAAGCGGAUGCUAUAAACAAUGAUGGUGUUUACACUGUUGGGUUAAUAUCUGGAAUAGAAAGCUCCAAUGCUGACAUUAUGAAAAAGGAUGUUAUUAAAUUAACGGUACCCGAAAAAGAACACAAGCGUCAGAUCAGAAGCUAUACCUUCGCGCAGCUACAAGAUCUACAAAGUCGCUUGAUGUUGGUCGCUGGCAAAAGAACGCUCGACAAGAAGAAUGUUGAAGUGGAUGUUGAAAUGUUCACCUCGGUGUUUGAUAGCGUUACUCGUCUGGGUAACGUGUUUAGAAAACUGUGUUUGACAGGCUGUGUGUUGUUCAACAGUUGGAGAGCUACAUUCAUGUGCAACACAAGCAGACGGGUUUGCGUUAUACUCGCAUUUGGUGAAGGAAAUGAUGUACCUAAGCUGAAGGGUGGUGUAUCAAAUGAAGAAGGUUUGCAAAAUGUAAUUCCUGACCUUGCAAAAUUCAUGGAAAAGUGUUUGGAGGAAUGGUUACAAUACAUUAGAACUAAACGAGUUGAAUAUUUUUACCUGAACUAUUUUACGGUUGAUCAGUUAGUCAUACUUCAACGAGAGCUUGUGAAAGUUGGGCCAGACAAAGCGCCUUCAAAUCAUAUAUACCCGCUGUUGUCAGCUGUGAAACAGGAUUGCACACCAGCUGAUUUAGUAGCAGCUUUAAAACUCGCGAAAGAGGAAGUGGAUAAUCGCACUAUAAAAGAAGAUGCUGACAGCUCUAUAAGGACAUCAAACAAGGAGAGUAAUGAGGACAGCAAUGCGGUUGUUCUGAAUGAGAAAAAAAUUGCAUUUGUUCAUGAACUUGUUGCUGCAGGGAUUGAGGAGUCAUUAGCACUUCGAUCUAUCGAUCACAUUGACGUGAAAGAUAUUGAAUCCAAGGACGUAACACAAGCAUUGUUAUGGUGCAUGGAUGAAGGCGAAAUGCACCAGAGCACCAGCCCAUUAAAGGAUGACAUUGACAUUGGGGAACCCCCAAACACUUCUCAGUCAUUUUCUGGCUGGAACGAUUCAACUUCCACCAUGGCCUCCAUUAUUAAAGCAAAUCUAGCCAAACUACAUGAGCAUAGUGCGGGUGUAGCUGAACUGAUACAGGGCCUUUCCGAAUUCUGGAAGAGCUUCUUGGGUUCUAUCUCCUCCAACAUCAGCGACUAUCUUAAUCUCGAGUAUUUGGGGAUCGUCCUGAAGUAUCUUGCAGAACAAGAGAAAAUUCACAGAAAACUUGCAACAAGCUUCAUUGAGGGGGAGCCAAAUCUUAUUAUUUGCCCUACAGAGGAUAUACCGAAGGUGACACUGUCAGUCUAUAUGCAUGACAAAGAACAACCUCUUCCUUUGUCUGAUGAAGUUUUGGUGUGUUCGUCAUUAACGUCAAAGGACGAGGUGGACAUAUUUUGGCGUCGGGCAAUAUUUGGAGCUGGAGGAAAGAUCCAUUGUCUCGUGAAUGCAGAUUUGUUGGACUACGAUGUCAGUGCGGCUGCAGAGCAAAAUCUGGAGGAAUACAUUCUGGAGACAAAACACAAAUCAGAAUUAAAAUACAGACUAUUUGUAAUAUGUGGGUCAGACAAUGAAUAUCGCUCUCCGUUUGUGUCAUUCCUGGACAAGUAUGUUCGACAGGUGCAAACUGUCAAUCCAACAUUGCUGAGAGAAUAUGUUGCAGAAAAAUUAGUAGUCCCCAGAACCAGAACACAGUCUGCCUCAAGCAUUGACUUUAAUAGGUCAUCAGCACGUAUUGUGAAAUCGAGUCGGGCAGGUGUAGGAAAGAGCUUGUAUGUAAAACGUCGUGCUGAAGCUCUGUCCAUUCAGUUUGGUCAGAAAUUGAAGAACCUGGAUACCAAACUAGUGUCCAUACCAUUACAAGAAAAGAACAUUGACAUUGAUGAUGUGAUUCAGAUAUUACUUUUACACACACCAACACCAGGGAUGAAGACGGCGAGGAUAUUUCAUAUUGACAUCUCCCACGAGGUGCAAGAAGGAAUAGACUUCCUUCUGUUCAAUCUUCUUAUCCUGAACUGCUUGAUGGACAAGAACGGCUAUGUAUGGAGAAGGAGCAUAGACGACAUGUGUUUGAUUGAAACGAUGCCAAUCAUGAAAGUGACCCAUGAAAAGCAUGAGAUACAGUACGCACAUCCGAUGUUCGACAUACUACCAGACGUGACAUGUAGAUCACCAGAAGAGAGUUUCGGUGUAUAUUCUGGUGAUGCACGCAUCAAACCAACAGACUUCAAGAUGACGGACCAACUUUUUGACGAGAAGAAGUUCAGAAGCCCGGUCUUCCAGCGCACUUUCCAAUAUCUGCAACGGUUGGACAGUGGUAAAGUCAUGAAUGAUGUCAACCCCGGGAGUCCUGAAGGGGAUCCCAAAUCGUGUUUGCAGGUUUUAUUACGACGUUGCGGUGUGAAGAAUCCCUCAUGGUCUGAGCUGCAUCACUUUGUGUGGUUCCUCAACACUCAACUUGUGGACUUUGAACAAAAUGCGUUUGUGGGCAUGGCUGCAGCAGAAGAUCUGCCUGGAUUUGCAACAUUUGUUCUGCGGUUCCUGAUGCAGAUGUCAAAGGACUUUUCAACAAGAUCACUCAAGAUCAGCGAGGAAUCGCCGGGUUGUGCACCAUUGGAUGACAUGAACGAGGAGGAAGAGGAAGAUGACGAAACUGUCUUAAACCGUUUAUCAUUGAGACGAACUUGGGAAAGCAGUCCACAUCCCUAUCUGUUUUUCAACUCGGAUCACUUCACCUUCACUUUUUUGGGUUUUUUCAUUCAACGAGCUACAGGGAAUUUAAUAGAUCAGCAGACUGGCCUGUUACUUGAACAAGGCAUAAUGGCACAGAAUUUGUAUGAUGGAUUAGUGAGGAAUCGUGCACCAUUACAAGAAAACUUUGACUGUCUCCCAAGAGACCAAAAAAUACUGAAAUUAUGCAACAUUAUGGGCAUAGAGUUCCCACAUGAUCCAGACAGUACCUAUGAACUGACAACAGACAAUGUUAAGAAAAUCAUGGCUAUCUAUAUGAGAUUCCGAUGUGACAUUCCUGUUAUUGUAAUGGGUGAAACUGGUUGUGGUAAAACACGUCUGGUCAAGUUUAUGUGUGCCCUUCAAUGUCCACCAGGAGUCAACGUCAACAAUAUGAUCCUGAUGAAGAUACAUGGUGGAACAACUAAAGAUGACAUAAAAAGAAAGGUGCACACAGCAGAAGUGAUUGCAAAGAAAAAUGUGGAGGAUUAUGGCCGCCAUAUGUACACAGUACUGUUCUUUGAUGAGGCAAACACCACUGAAGCGAUUCGAAUAAUCAAGGAGAUCAUGUGCGACAGAUCCAUAUGUGGCGAGGCCCUGAAACUGUGCGAAAACCUGAAAAUGAUUGCAGCGUGCAACCCAUACAGAAAACACCCAGAAGAGCUGAUUAAGAAGCUAGAGCAAGCCGGUUUGGGCUACCAUGUUGAUGCUGACGAAACAACAGAUAGACUUGGCAGAGUACCAAUGAGACGACUGGUGUACAGAGUCCAACCACUUCCACAAAGUUUGCUACCACUUGUAUGGGACUUUGGACAGCUAGACACUGAAGUUGAGAAGUUGUACAUAUGCCAGAUGGUCAAAAGAGCUGUGGUUGAACAACGCCUACCGAAUAAAUCUGGCUUGGUGGAAAUUGUGAGCAGCGUCCUUGCAACAUCACAGAAAUACAUGCGGGAUCAGAAGGAUGAAUGCAGUUUUGUUUCAUUGAGGGAUGCCGAGCGUGUCCUGUUGGUUAUGGCAUGGUUUUACGAUCAGGCUAAUGAUAACAGGUUUUUGUUUGAUGCCAUGGAUGCUAAACUAGAGGAGAAUGAAGAAAAUGAUGACGAUGAUGCCAUUGAAUUAAAUAGACUGGACGAUUUGACUCGCUGUUUGGUUCUUGCAAUCGGGGUCUGCUAUCAUGCCUGUUUGAAAACACGACGUGCGUAUAGAGAAACCGUAGCAGCUGAGUUUAUACAACCAUGCCUAUUGCCAAAUGGGGCUGACCAAAUAUUGCAAGAAAUAGAAUGUUGCCAAGAGGUAUUUCUGGACAAUGUGAAACUUGACAAUAAUAUUGCCCGCAAUACAGCGUUGAAAGAGAACGUCUUCAUGAUGGUGGUUUGCAUUGAAUUAAGGAUACCACUGUUUCUUGUUGGGAAACCUGGAAGUUCAAAGUCCCUCGCGAAAAUAAUUGUUGCUGAUGAGAUGCAGGGUAACAGCGCCCGACACCAGUUGUUUAAACAUCUUAAACAGGUUCAGAUGGUCUCUUUUCAAUGCAGUCCGUUAUCCACACCAGAUGGCAUUGUUGGAACCUUCCGACAAUGUGCAGAGUUUCAGAAAGAUAAGGACCUAGAUACGUUUGUAUCUGCUGUUGUUCUGGAUGAGGUCGGACUGGCGGAAGACAGCCCACGCAUGCCACUGAAGACAUUGCACCCACUUCUGGAAGAUGGAUGCCAAGGUGAUGAAACACCGGAACGUUUCAAGAAAGUUGCUUUUAUCGGUAUCUCCAAUUGGGCUUUGGAUCCCGCCAAGAUGAACAGAGGAAUCUUGGUGCAGCGGGAGGUGCCAGAUCUGGAGGAAUUGAUCACAAGCGCAAAAGGCAUUUGUCAAACAACUGAAGAUGUUGAAUCAUUUUUGGAUCCUUUCAUUGAACCGUUGUCAAGAGCAUAUCUGGAGGUAUUCCAAAGGGCAUCUGACAGGAUGCGUGAGUUUUAUGGACUCCGAGAUUUUUACAGUUUGGUGAAAAUGGUUUAUGGCUUUGUGGCCAAUAACAAAAGAAAGCCGACAUGGUUGGAAAUGCUGCAUGCAAUCAAGAGGAACUUUGGAGGGUUAGAUCUUGUGGACCCUGAAGCAUGCUUCAAACAACACCUGCAAACUGUCAUCUCGUGUGAAAGAAUCACAGAUCCCAAACAGGAUGGCCCUGAUUGUAGUGCCAAAGGACUGAUUGAAGCUUGUCUUUUUGAUUCAUUAAAAUCACAAGGGGAAAGUCGGUAUUUGCUGCUAUUGACUGAUAAUUAUGGAGCAUUAUCGAUGAUCCAGCAACAAAUCUUAUCCAAGAGAAGUGAGAUUAGGCCAAUCACCAUUUUUGGUAGCAGUUUCCCAAGUGACCAGGAAUACACACAGGUUUGCCGCAACAUAAACAAGAUCAAGGUCUGCAUGGAGACAGGAAACACUGUCGUGUUGUUGAACUUGGAGAAUCUGUACGAGAGUCUGUAUGACGCAAUGAAUCAAUACUAUGUGGAGUUUGGAGGGGACAGAUUCGUGGAUCUUGGCCUUGGAACACACAGAGUUAAAUGUCCAGUUCACAAAAAAUUCAGAUUGAUCGUCGUUGCCGAGAAACAUACCGUGUACAAAAAGUUCCCAAUCCCACUCAUCAAUCGACUGGAGAAACAUUUCCUCACAGUGAAUACAAUUCUGGAUGACCGACAGCUAAUCCUUGCUAAGAAACUGCAGGGCUGGGCAGAAGCAUUUGUAGCUGAACCCGAUAGUUUUAUUUACAGUCAUGCAAAUAGGAGACAGAUGCAGGUCGGAGAAAUUUUCAUUGGAUUUCACGAAGACACCUGUUCUGCUAUUGUGAUGGAUGUUUGUGAAAAACAUGCGGACAACAUGGAUUCACUUUCCGAUGAACAGGUUCUUGAAGAAGCAAAGAAGAUCCUGCUGUGGUGUGCCACACCCGAAUCCAUUUAUCGUGAAAACAAACUGUACAGUACCGAGCGUGAAAACAUGAAAAGGCAUUACAAUGUGGACCAGGUUCAUGUCAGCGCCAUUGGGUACUUACACCAUAUGAUUGAGGCUAAAAAAAGCCCCCAGCUAUUUACACAGAUAACGUGUCAUUCUAAAUUGUUGGCUGCAAAUCACGAGAAAGAUAUCAUCAACGCCAUCUCCUCUCUGCAACGCGUUGAAAUUCUAUCAUUGUCCUCGUUUGAUACAGAGCAGCAGUUUAGUAAUCGAGUCCAGCAACAUUUUGUGUUCAAUCAGAAUCAGCCUAGCCUGCUGAUUAUACAGUGUGAUUCUGGAGAUACGAAAUCUGACUUGAUAGCAUGUGGGCGGCACUGUGUGAUGGAUGAGUUUGAAAAAGUACGGGACGUUUUGGAGUCUCCCUCUCAUAUUGCAAUCAUUGUUCAACUGCCGAGAAAAGCUGGCGGAUGCUUCACGGGAUUCCAGUGUGGUGAAUGGCAUUCGGUUCAUAUUGACGAUCUGUACCCUGAAGAUACCACCCUUCCAAGAAUCAAUGAAAUCCAAGACAAAGCUGUCAGUGAACUGUUUUACAGACAAAGUCGUGCGGAGAAAUAUGGUGAGGUAAUGCAGACUGAGCGUGGCGAUGAAAAUUUAGACGGGGAAUCCACACGACAGGCUAUGGGCGUUGACCAAGAACCUAAUGCUGAAUUUGAAAUGCACGAGGGUCAAAUAAAAAACAUAUUGGGACUCAUUACGAAAUGUGUUCAGCCUGCUCUUGCAAUGGUUAAAAAUCCAGAACAUUUUUACGAAAGGGAAACAAAACGUGUAGAUAUUGUAUUGACCUUCCUGAGAACCACUGCUGAAACACGCGCAGACAAUGAGGGAUUUAUAACUGGAAUAAUCCAAUGGCUUGGCACGUUGCUGAAAGAAAAAGAAAAAGAUGUUACAUGGUACCUAGCGAAGCAGUGGAUCACCAGAGAUGCAGCUGCCAUUGAUAACAUCAACAAAAAUGGGACAUUUCGACGGUCCUGUUAUCAAACGAUCGUAUCUAAAGUGAAGCCAGUGCUAGCUGGAAUAUUUGCAUUACUAGACACAAAUAGAAACCUGGAUAUGGUUGUAUGUGAUCUCACAUGGAAAAGGGAUUUUUGGCUCAAAUGUCUGAACCAUAUAGAUUUUCUUCAGAUGAAGUACUCGGACUUGCAGUCGCCAAAGCGUAAAAGUGAGCUUGGAGAAAUGAUAGUGCCUUGUACAGGAUUUGAAGGACACCAAUUCAAACUGAGAUUUCCAUUCUCAUGGUUGAUACUCGAGACAGUCGAAACCUUGUUUAGUGACCUUGUGUUUAAAGGAGAUGGAACUGAUCGACUAGAGAGAUGUACCUUAGGAUUAAGGUCUUGUUCUGCUGGUCACAUGAUUUCGGAGCUUCAAGUUGUAUUGUGUGCCAAUCAGGACUUGGAAUUGCGGAACAGUUCCAACCCAACCCUUCAUGAAGUGAUGGAAGACUACAUUCACGACGUUGUACAAACUGUAUACAACGCUGAAAGAGAAACAGAACUAAAUAUUGUGUGCAAAAUGCUGAUGUUCAAAACUCUCAGCAUUUGUGAAUCAAACGGUGCAACAACUGAUCUUAUAAGUUACAUUGUAAGCGCCCGAUUUGCCUUCGAGGAGCUGUCGUGCAUACUCUCAUAUUUCCGAAGCGUGAACCACAUCUGGCCAGAUUGCAGUGCAAAGAUAGAAGAAAUACAACAAUCCAAUCCUGACCAUAUAAUGUUCAAAGAACACAAGUUUACAUUCGCUAUGUUGUGCCUUCUUAUUGAGGACCUCAAUCCUUCACCGAAAGAUUUGGAUGACAAAAGCGAACAACGCAAAUGUCUUGAAAGAGUGUAUCUAUAUCGACCAGUUGUAGAAACGAUCCUCCAACUUCGAGGCGAGGGUGCAUUUUUUGACAAUCACAGUUUUGCAUCUGUGAAAAGAGCAAAGUGCAUGUGGAGUCGAGUGUUAGUGAUGAAGUUAUUCCUGGAAAACGUUUGCAAGAAAGAGACCAAAGACAACAUAACAAUCAAGCACUGUAGACCUUUGUGGGUGCUUCUUGGUGAUGAAACAGACUUUAAAGAAUCAAGAUCUUUUAUGGCUAUGGAAAAGUUCCUUAAAAUGUGUAACAAGACUGCUGUGAAAGACAGUAUUGGGUCUGAAGUAAGAUGUAGCCGCUGCGAAGAAUUACUGCAGAGUGCACCCAUCUCGGUGCCUUGUACAGCCAGACACAUUAUUUGUCAUACAUGCUGUGGUGAAAUGAAAGCUCUUCUCGAACGUAAAUGCCCAGAUUGUAACGAGGAAUUUGAAGACCACUGGAACCCUGUUGUUGACGAAAAUAGAAAGAUUGGCAAUGAGAAGCUGGAGAAAUACCAGCAGCGGUGUAACACAUUCUUUUUGGAGGUGGUUUCUCAACUGUGCUUUGCUGAUGAAGAGCCACCAUCGGAAGAAGUACUUAGCAAGCUUCUUAGCUAUGUAACUUGUACUUCCAAGGUCGGAAAACGGUACACAAAGAACAUGAAUAUAUUUGACACUGGUGUUGAUCCAAAUCCUGUCUUCAGAUCAUUCCUGCUGCAGUUGAUGAUGAAGUCGAGAAAUGAGAAAUACGUUUCCAAAUAUCUAAGCCAGUACAUUGAAGAGACCAAUUUGGGUGUGGACGUCAGCACCAGAGAGAUGAUAGACAUGUAUUUGCUCAUCAUACACUGUUGGGAGGAUACACAAUUCCAUUCUUUGGAGCAAAGUGGAGAAUCGAAAUCGCUGAUUGUUUGCCAUUCUCUGGAAAGCGCUGUCAGAGUAAUGAACAACCCCGCAGAACUAACUGACCUAUUGUCAGCUAUUGCAUCAACAAGAGCUUGUUUAGAAGUAGCAGCACAGUGCCUCGUUAGAUGCUUAUCACAUGGUGCUAGCAUUCAAACAUUAUCACCCUACGAUCGGAAAAUAAUACAAGCUGCUAAAUUGCUGUGUGAAAAUGCACUAACAAAUUGGCCAAAGGUUUACUUGGUGAAGCUGUUGUGUCGACGGUAUGGUAUAGAUGUGUAUCAGAGGUUGUCAAGGUCAGCGGUAUCCAUCUUUAAAUGGCUGGCUAUUGAAGGCACUGAACAACAGACGGAGGUAUGCGACAGAUACAUCAUAUGCGGCGAUGCGUACACCAGUAUAAGGGAAGCAAUUGCAAGAGCUGUUAUUGGCGAAGACAUAAAAACGUUAGAAGAGUUACUGCAUGACAUUCACACACGAGGAGAGCUAGUGGAAACCUACUUGCAACUGGCCAUACACCGAGAGAUUACGUGCUCAAAUGUACGGCAGUCAGUGCGUGGACCUACGCACGGGUUGCCAAAGCUGAAUGAAUAUCUAGCGGCUUCAAAUAUGAUUCAAGACAAGGACCUCACGGGAAAUUUGAUAAACAAUGAACUGAAACCAGAUUUCCUCUGGAUGAGACCAGGAAAUGAUCUAAUGCACCAAGGACUACAGUGUUUACUUGCACAUUUCUGCAUUGUUAUAUCAAAACUUCAGACAGGUUCAACACUUCUUGAUCCACUGAUAAUGUUAACAAAUGGAAAUCCUAUUAUACAGAGCAUGUUGUUGCCAACCAUGCCACAAGACGAUCUUGAAGACAUCCAAGCUGCUGUGCUCGCAAAUCGAGGAAGCGAUAACCCUGUUUUCUAUCGUUGUCCGAAUGGUCAUCCUUACUUAAUAGGAGACUGUGGUCGGCCUAACUCUGUUGGAAACUGCCCUGAGUGUCGGCAGCAGAUCGGCGGGACUAGCCAUCAGGCGCUACCAGGAAAUGUAGUUAAUGCAAGGGGCGACUCAACACAGAUCGGCCAUAUACUGGGUCGAGCCAUCCACGGUGGAGUUAUGAGACCUGAACGGGACUUGAAUCCUACCUAUUGUACAGCCACGCGACUGUUCCUCCACAUGGCCAUGUAUCUGGGUCCUGUUCAACAGGUGAACGCUGUUAUUAAGCCUGAUCUUGAAGAUAAUCAGGUACCCGGUUUUUUGUUGGAUCACAUCAGAAGUAAUAUAAACGAUUUACAACGAGCUCUAGGACGAAGUGGAGACGAUGUCCUUCUACUCAUGCACAUAGCGAUAAACAUUAUGAUGAGGAUGAGAGAAACAAGGGUGUCACAAUCAGUAGCCAGAUUGUCCUCGAAAGCUAAUCGAAAAGCAUGGGAAGCAGACUUUUCUGCCCGAAUUCUACACGACGUCUUAGGGAAUGUGGAUGCUUUGCUGAGAAACUGGAAUAAUCGUCUUGCGACAGACCAAAGAUUGGGAGCUGAUCCUUUGAUGUGCCUCAUAUACGAAACCGAUAGUAGCCAAGAACUAGAGGACGCCAAGCAGCUGGUGAACAUUCCGAGGAUGUGGAGAUUCCGAACACCAAUCACUAUUGAGCACAUGCGCCAGACCCUCGCGUCCAAAGGUCACGAUGGGACCAGAACUAAGCCACCUCUUGUUCUUCAACGUUUCAUGAAUGAGGACUGCCUGCUGCAGGCCCUCAGAUAUAUACCAAAUAUUCUCCGUCUUCAACAAGCUCUACUCCAGAAAUACCAGAAAAAACUCGACAAACUGAAGCAAACUCGAUCAAAGUAAAAGAUUUAAAGAAAGG
Dreissena polymorpha is the source of this 15513-nucleotide messenger RNA. Its product is annotated as E3 ubiquitin-protein ligase RNF213-like. The transcript is spliced from 89 exons. NCBI's taxonomy places the organism in Eukaryota, Metazoa, Mollusca, Bivalvia, Myida, Dreissenidae. The coding region runs from base 192 to 15497 and encodes 5101 amino acids. Gene Ontology annotation, molecular function: ATP hydrolysis activity; ATP binding; ubiquitin-protein transferase activity. The record is from RefSeq and is a predicted model, not a curated record.